GCAAUUUCGGAAUCUGCCCUUGUAUAUGGCGGACGAAAAUUUUCACAGGAGGAACCGCAACGCAACCCCGCAUUCACGGCAUAAACCGGAGAGCUGGCACGGGCAGAGUAAACCUCAGCAAAAUUUGUGAAUCAUUACGCUUAUUACUCUUUCUUAAAAAAAAAAAAAUGUAACGUAGCGUGUUGCCGAGAGAGGAGGGGGGGGGAAACCCGCUGUGGUGGAAAUUUUUUUUUCAACAUUUGGAAAUUCUCAUAACUAAUUCACGAUUUUUUUUUUUUGAGGAAGCAGUUGUGCAGUCACCUCUGGUCGGGGAGGGAAGAUUUCUUGGAGCGAGAGGCUGUUUCGCAUGAACUGCAUCGUUUUUUGGAGCUACAGCAGCCCGGGCUCAGAGGAGGUGGAGUCAUGAGUGCACCAGAGGCCCCCAAUCCUGGGAAUGAGCAGGCUGAUACUGGUAGUGCUGCCCCAGAUGAACCCUCACCAACAGUAGCCCCAAAGCCCCAAAGCCCCAGUCCACCGCCUUGUCCACCGCCUGGUCCACCCCCUGGUCUACCUCCUGGUCCACCCCCUGGUGUACCUCCUGGUCCACCACCUGGUCCACCGCCUGGUCUACCCUCCGGUCUACCCCCUGGUCUACCCCCCUGUCCAAAGCCUGUCACAGUAAAGACAGAACCUGGAACCUUGCAGACGAGCAAUGGGAAAGUGUGUGACGCCAACCCUGCUGAGAUCUGUGUUGUUUUAGGAGGAACUGAUGGAGGAGCGAGUGGAGCUGGAUCCCGUAGAGCUCAGAUCGAGGGUUCGUAUGUUUGCGGAGUAUGUGGGAAAAAGUACAAGUAUUAUAACUGCUUUCAGACACACGUCAGAGCACACAGAGAAUCAGAGAGCAUGGGUUCAGAUGGUCUACCCCCGCCACCCAACAAUAACUUCCGGUACUCCUGUGACAUCUGUGGCAAGAAGUAUAAAUACUACAGCUGCUUCCAGGAGCAUCGUGACCUGCAUGCAGUUGAUGAUCCAUAUGAACAGGUAGUGUUACCUGUGGAUGGCAUUAAAGAGGAGGAGCCUGUUGAACCCUACCAGAAAAUUGGACCGAAAACGGGAAGCUACAUCUGCGAGUUCUGUGGGAAGCAGUACAAGUACUUCAACCCGUACCAGGAGCACGUUGCUCUGCACACACCAAUGGGCUCCUUUGAUAUGAAGGCAUCACUGUUACCUGAAUGUGGAAGCAUUGAUAUGAGUAAAUUUGGCCACAGCCAAGCUGGUAAGAUAAAAAACAGUCCAUUCAGGCGGAAGCUGGAAAGUGCAAUUCAGUCUAGUCUGGUUGACACAAACAGCUCGCAGAAUUCAAGCGGAACUCCGAGCCCUCUGGUGGCCAGUACCUUCGUUACAUCCCAGAAACCAUACACUUGUGGUGCCUGUGGCAUCAAGUUCCAGUUCUACAACAACCUGCUGGAGCACAUGCAGUCCCACGCCGCGGACAACGAGAACCACACCAAAGGCGACUCUCCCAAAACCUCCUCUGCUCCCGGUCUUCAAGAGCCGCUGUGGAGAGGUUCUCAGACCCCGGCCCAUCCCUCAGUUAAACUACAAAUCCAGCCUCAAAGCAUCAGCCAGAGAAAUCACACCGUCAGCCAGAAUAACGGACUGCCUGAGAAGGAGCGACAGCAGGUAGCAGAGCGUCUCUUACGGGUAAUGUGCACAGAUCUGAGAAUGCUGAACGUUCUCAACAGCAAGGACUUCCUGAAGCUGGCGCAGACUCUUGUGGAUACGGGUGCUCGUCAUGGAGCCUACUCCACCCGUGACGCUUUCGGUAACAUGAGUGCCUUGGCACUGCGCCAGCUGCCCCGCAUGUACAACCAAGUCAAAGUCAAAGUCACGUGUGCUCUGGGCUCCAACACGUCUCUGGGCAUCGCCGUCACCUGCCACUCCCAGACCUCAGGUCCAGACGCUUGCUAUGUCCUCACAGCCUACCAGGUGGAGGGCUCCAGACUGAAGCGCUACGUGCUGGGCGUGAGGGAGGCGGAGCCGAGGGAGGGGCCCGAGCAGAUUCACCACUGGGUGCAGAACGUGCUGUCUGAGUUUGUGAUGUCAGACAUCCGCACCGUGUAUGUCUCAGAGUCCAGAGUGUGGGCGGCAGGUAUUGCCGGGUCCCCUCUUGGCGGUGGACGGGGCAGGAUAUGCUUGCGAUGCGCCGGUUGUUCUCUCGGUGCCGUUGUCCAGGCCGUUCUCGGGAAGCGCAGCCUCCAGGCUCGCGGCCUUCACGAUCUGGCUGAGCUCCUCUCAACAUGCAGAGAAAUCGCCUCCUACUCCUCGUUGUCCCUGCGCGAGGAACAGAGCAACAACUCGUCCACAAGCACAACUGAGGAAGGCGCGCAGAACAGCCUCGCACAAUGCCCCACCCCGCCAUGCUGGGAUCGUAUGGCUGAAGCUCUCCUGCAGGUCCAUGUCCACUUCGAACACAUAUGUGAAACUUAUGGACGCAGCAAGGCCACGGCUCCACUCCUCCAAGGUCUCAACAAGCAUCUGUUAGGGACGCUGGCUUGUCUGCUGGCUCCUCUGCGCCUGGCAGCUCUGGAGCUGAGCAGCCAGAGGCGACCGACCUUACAGCAGGUGCUGCCUGUCUACCUCCGCCUGGAGAAGUUUUUCACAUCAAAGGCGGGGGAAGCUGGAACCGGGACGGCUAGCAAACUCUGCCACUACUUCCUGGAAGCACUCAAGGAAAAUUUCAAGGUUGAACGGGCCCACCAGGUCGCCAUGAUCCUGGACCCACAAAUCAAGCUGCGUUCAGUGCCGGCCUAUCAGCAUGAAGACAUAAUCUCCCGUGCGUGUGAAAUGGCUGCUGAAAACAGGGAUGGAGGUAUGACAGGCGGCGGAGGGUCAGGUGGUGAUGAUCGCGACACCGACGGCCCGCCAACCCCUAAAAUCAGUCGCAUAGAGGGAGGGGGAAACAAUGGUGGCACCUUAGCGGGGAUCUCGACUGGCACGGUGUCCGGAAACGGCGAGAGUCCAAACCAAGUCAGACAAGAGAUUUUUCGAUACCUGGCCGAACCUCUUCUCCAAGGCACGCCUGACCUCUUCCAGUACUGGAGCUCAGCGGUGGGGGACAAGUUCCCCAAGCUGUCUCGGCUGGCUCUGUGGCUGCUCGCCGUGCCCGCUGUGGGCAUCAGCAGCCAGUGUGUGACUGUGUGUGAGCAGAGUCUGGCGAUGAAGAGGAGGCAGCAGGUAACCGCAGAGGAGAUGAACAAACUAAUUUUCCUUCGCUCCAACAUGGGCUAAAAGAAAAAAAUCCAACCAAUCCUAACCAACCAAACCUUCACCUCCAACCAAUGACUGAAGACUAUUAUUUAUAUACUGUAGGUUUAGACUUACUGUAAACUGAAACGUGUUUGAAAUGAAUAUACUUCUCGAGACAAAUACUUACAGGAAACCCACAAUGUACAGGUAACAAUCACCCUUAAAAACAACACAGCUUAUUCCAUAUUUUCUACGGAGAAAGGACUGUUGUUAAGUACAGUGGACAAAAAAGACGGGGUGGAACGGUUUAUCUCAAAAGGUAGUCCUGUUUGUGAUGCCUCCCUCGUUUUGGGACGCACCAAUAAGCAGGAUCAGUUUCAGUCGUAUCACGGCCAGUAGUUUGAAUUCCUCCAGCCUAAAGGCUAUAAUGCUGUUAUUCUCUCUGGAUGGCAACAUAUUCAGGUAAAGUCAGCUUUCACUGCUUGAAGCUCGUGUCAUACACCUCUGGAAACACUUCUUCAUAUUAUCAAGAGAUAUCGCAGUAAGUCUGAGAAUUGUUUUAGUAGGUGUAUGACAUCAAAUCAAGUGGUGAAUCCUCACUGCCAAUGCACCUCUGACAAUGAACUAAACCAGGUUUAUGAUUUAUCGUCAUGCACCACCAUAACAUAUUGCAACCCAUUCAGCCACAGGAAAAUAACAUCCAAUUAGAUGUUUCCUUCAGUGGCCUAAAUAUGUAGCUGUGCAUCAUUUGCAUGCGCUGCUCUGCAUGCAUUUUUCAUUUAAAGCAGCUGAUAAAACAUUCAUGAUCAUGUGAUGUUUUCCUUUUUGUUUAUGUUACAAAAUUUAUUUAAAAAAACAAAAACAAACUGAAAGGGCUCUUUUGCUGCUAGAUGUGUAUCGGCAGAAAUAUGUGUCAUUAGAAACGUGAACUCGGUUUCCACUAAUUCAUUUUUUCAAUGUAAUUAUUCAACUUUUAGAAUAUCAAUUUAGACUAUUGGAUUAAAACACAUUUUUUAACCUAAUUAUUCAAGUUGAGCAAUUAAAAUCCAGAUUUACUCAUCAGCUUAUGUGUGGGGUCGUGUCGCAGGGGGCUGCAGGCUUUGGAGGAAAACCUCCAAAGUCAGCCCCCCAAGGAUGCAUCCUAAUCAGAUGCACAGACCGCCCCAACUGGCUUCUGUGUGAAGGAGUAGCAGCUCGACUCUGAGCUCCUCACUCUUCGUUUAAGAAAGAAACUCAUGUAGGCUACUUGUAUCUGUGGUCUCAUUCUUACAGUCACUUUCCAAAGCUCAUGACCAUAGACGAGGGUUGGAACAUAAAUCGACUGAUGAAUCUAAAGCCGCUUACAGACGACUUCCCCAACAGCGCUGUGACGAAGUCCUGCCUUCAUAACGCCUCUGUUCUUACACAUUGCACCCAUUACAACAAAACAUAGGCGUCCCAGUGUGUGAAUUCAUAAUUCAUGAAGGCGUUAGAGGACACAGAGAGGAGCGCGAGGAGCACAGCGUGUGAGCACACAGCGGGAGCUUCACAAACACACACUCAGGCAUGCACACACACAAACAGCGCUGGUGGUUUCGCAUUGAUCGCUCGUCCCCCUGUUACGCCUCUCUCACCACCUCCGAUGGCAGAUCAUGGGUGGGACAACUUCACCCCCAUGAUUCUGAGACUGUGCGCUAAACGUUGUACACGAUGCACAACAGGGACGAAAGUAUUCUGCCUCUUUAAAUGGCAGGCUGUAAGCGGCAGAACGUUUAGCAUUCUGGCUAAUAUAAAACAUGCAUUUUUGAUUUCUACUGACACAUUUUUCAACUAAAAGAUAUACCAAUCAAAAGCCCAGGUUUGCACAGAAAGGACAGGAUCAUGAAGUCAAAUUUAAAAAAAGACGACGACGUUGGGUUGAGAUUUUUUUAUUUUAUUUUUUUAUGAUUUCAUUUAGCUUCACUGUAAAUCAGGUGGUUUAACAAAAAGGAAAUGAAAACAACUCAUUGGAUGAAUCAAUCACAAAUCAUCCUUCAAUGCUUCAAGUUUAUGUCCGGACUACACACUAAUGACACCUAGAGGCCAUCUUGUCUGGCUUGAUAAUAAUUCAGGAGUAUCACAGUGUCACAUACAGUCCACUAUAGGUUUCAUUAAUACUCUUCUUUAUACCCGGGAGGUGUUUUUUUUCCUGUGCGUUGCCCUCCCUUAAAGCGCACUAAUAUUAUUAGCCAUCAGUAUGGUAAGCUUGUAGGCAAGGAUUUAAUUCCUAAUGACAUAAAUCCUUCCCACUGUGUGCAUAUAUGUGUGUGUGUGUGUGUGAGAUUUUUUUUUGUUCUUUAAAGCUUAAUUAGAAAAGACUUACACAUAGGAACGCUAUUAUUAUUUAAUUUAUUAUUCUUUCCUCAUUUAUCAAUCUUAAUAUAUAAGUCGUCUUCCUCGUGUAAGCUCCAUUUUUAUGGCAAUAAGCUUUUAUCUUAGGGCAUACGUUCCAAUUUAACCGAUUACAAACGACUGUUCAUGACGUUCCUACAGGUUAUUAUUAUUAUUAUUAUUAUGAUAAAGGAUACAUUUAUUUUUUCUGUUUGUGAAAUGAACGGGAUUUUCUCAGGAAUGAGUGCACCCACGUUGGCACCACAACUCUUUUUCCUCACUGUACUGAAAAAAAAAACAAAAACAAAAAAACACACCAAACUGUGACCUCAACGCCGAGGUAUGUGCUGAACUGUGGCUUUUGCGAUGCGUUCCACCCCAAACACAUUUAGUGCCAUUUGCAACAAACAAACAAAAACGCACCACUGAGGGAUUAUUGUUUUUUUUUUUUUUUUUUUUUUUUUUCAGGAUGAAGCAAUUUCUUUCUGCCAGUACAUUCAUGAAAGUCAACACAUGCAUAUUAACGAAGUCGAGUUAUUUAUUUUUUUAAUGGAUUGUAAGUAUACAUUUAAACGAGACAAUACCUCCUCAAAUGACUUGGAUGAAUGGAAAGUUUUACUGUACUUUAGUUUGUUGCCUUUGGUACUAAUCGGUCAAGUACGAGUUGGUCAUCUCUGUUUUUGGGCCUUAAGUCUUUUUUCAUGCGAUCACCUUAAAUCCUUCAGUCGGAGUCGACGUCAUGCCUUUUUAUUCUUCUUAAUGGCCUUCUUUUCACCAUCUUUUCUAAUGCUUGUAUUUAUUUAUUUUCCUCCAUUUUUGUUCACUCCUCUUGACUCAAAGGGACUUGUGAUUGAUGAAUGGAAACAGGGACCUCUAGUGGUCAAAUGUAAAAAUGGACAUCUGUGGUAUUUUUUAAGGUGUUUUAUACUUAGAAAUCCCAUCAUUUGGAAAGAAGCAACUUACUGAACAUGUUUUCUUUUUUUUUUUUUGAGUCAUCUAUCUGUUCAUUGAACGGAUCAGGAAUUAUUUCAACAAUGACUAUACUCAAGCACAAACAAAGUGUACGACAAGAAACCACAAUGUUUGUUUUUAGAGCAUAUUGAAAUACAAAAACAUGCUGAGAACACUCUCGUCAUUAACAGAAAUAUAUCAAAUCUUAUUUUGUUUCCAAGCUUCAGGCCCAAUUUCAACUUAAGAUACAAUCAUAUAACACGUCUGCCUCAAUUUCAAAUAUACACUUCAGUCUUAGCCUGUGUGGUGACGACUUCAGUAAGUUAAAGAUCAACUUGUGUUAACUUUGUAAACCUCACAGAUUUGCAUGGUCGGCCAGUAGGAACAUGAAUGAUCUACAGGGACGGUUAAGUGUUAAGGACACAGAAAGUAGCAAGUCAGUACACUGCACAUGGGACAUUAAAGGGCAUCCGAGGGAAAGGCAUCGAGUGGAGAGGGGAGAGAAAUGAGAUUAUUUUUAGUCCAGCUGAACGCACUUUGUCCAGUCUUCUCUUAUAAAAAUGCUUACCGUACCUUCAUGAACAGCUUUUUGUAUUUAUGUUCAGAAAUGCCUUUCUCUCCUUGAUGAGUAACUUAACACCCGGAUGAGAAGAACCUCUCUGAUCCCCCCCCCCGACAAAGUUUCCGCUCUAUUCUUAGAAACAUGCCCUGUUUCACCCCGCAGUGAUGUCACAGUGUCUCAAAGGAUACCUGCACAUCACCGCAGGCAGGUGAGAAGUUAAAGUGGCAGUAAGCAACAUGACCAUUCUAAUGGAAAGAAAAACAAACCUUCCCUCUCGACCUCUCACCCUCUGCUACCUCAUACCACUACGUAAAAAGCCCCUCCCUCUAAAUGACGCACCAGACCUCACGACACACCGACCGUUGUCACUACAAACUGUCUGUUCCACUAAGAUAGUCAAGUCUGACUCAGAGGGCAGAAACACUGCCAGCAGACCAGAAAAAAGUUAAAAAGUAGCCAAGAGUGUUUGCCGUACAGCCGUUAUGCCCUCUGCACCGCCACCAGUGAAGGUUUUUUCGCCAAACCCAAAGCAACUAACACGCCUGUAGCUCCACCUACCUUCAGUGCUUGUUUUCCCGAAUUUAGGCCGCAUUUAAAAACAAACUAGACCCCCAAAAGGUUUAAUUACGGAACAGUAUUUUCUUAGUAUGGAUGAUUUGGAUGUAAGGAGGGAGAAAAGCUUUAAAAGAAGUAGCGCGGUUAGCAUCUCCGUGGUCCUAGCUUACCUGAAGAUAAUGAAUGGUGAGCGUUGUAGCAGAUCUGUUCGCUUUCAGUUGGUUCUGAGAGAGAGAAAAUCUGCCGACACACUGUAUGAAAGGCACGUCAUACAAGUUUUUACAGAGUCACUGUGAUUGGUCAGCUGCGUGUAACAUAGCCCCGAUUGGUUGAUUGAUUCAGACCGGGUAGGUUCUUUAAAAAAGUAGAGACAAAGGGCGGUUUCAGAUCAGACACGUUUAUUCUAAAGAACAUUUUAAUUAGUUCAUUGACAUGCAAUGAUGAUCAAAACGUGUUGAUAGAGCCAAAAUCUGUAUGAAAAAAUGUUGCCUACUUCAGCUUUAAACCACAGGAGGUCAGUAAACACAACAUUUUCAGAGGGUGUUAAGUUACUCUGUGAGGGGUUGAUUUAAAACGUUCAAAGUUUCUGAAUGGAAGUUUAAUGUUUGGGUUGCUUUGUUUAUCCAGGUUCAAACAGUUCACCUGUUCUUCUUCUUCUUCUUCUUCUGUAUGCUUUGAGAAAGACUUCUUAUGUCAACGUGAUCAUCUUACCUGAAAUCAAUCUGUACUCUGCUGUUUUCAAACCGACUUGUGUCACAUUUAUAUUUUGGUUAAAAAAAAAAGACAAAACAAAAUGCUGUAAAUUGUAUUUUAAAUUUGCUUGAUUUCAAAGCACCGGUCCUGAUGUUUGACCUCGGUAUACUCUGAAGGUAAUGUUGUCCUUUAAAGAUUGGAAAUCAGUUGGUGAUACAAAUUGAAGCUUUAGUCAAAAGAUCUAGUCAAAAUACUGUACAUUUGUUCAAGCCGUGAUGCUCAGUUGAACUCAUGAAGGGAUUUUUCUUACACUUUUUAAAUAAGUAUUUUAAAUAGAAUAUACUCUGGGACUAAAUGCCAUUGUUGACGCAUUGAUGUCAACCUAAUUCCACUCAGAAAUAGCUUCUCUUUUUUGGGUUGAUUUAAUGAGAAUUAUAUCUUAAGAUAUGCAUGCUUUUAUUAGAUUGCUGAUAUAUAAAGUAAACAUGGUUCAAUAACAUCUGAUGAGAAACACUGGUUUAUGACUUCUUAAAAAAAAAAACACUCCGAGACAGAGAAGCAACCCCAGGCUGGAUUCAGAACCUCUCGAGGUGGGAGUAGCGACGCUCAUCAUGGGUUGGUGUUUUAUUUUUGAAUUUUUUUUUCUUGUCUCCGGGUUGACAUCAUCCAUUUUCAGAGGAUGUGAUAUGUAAAUACAGAAGAACUGCUGUUUUUAUGCCACAAGGGGGAGCCUUCAUUUUAAAGAUACAGUAGGGAACACCAAUAACAUUAUACCUCUAUUUUCUACAGUAGCAUUUCAAAAUAAAAGGUUUUUUGAUAUACUAGAAAACUCAACUUAGAUACUGUUAUUAUCCAGCUGUAAGUUUUCUUUUGUUUCAGGAUUUUAACUUAUUCAGAUGAUAAUUGUAAAAACAAUAUGGUAUAAGAAUGCUAACAUGGAGAUGCUUUCUGUUUGAACUCUGGAUUAUAGUCUGUAUUAUCAAUUCAGGUUAAGAAACUAGUGUUGCUUUCAUCCUACUUUACAGGCAUUACUUCCUUUUUAUACUCUGCUAAAAUGCAAAAAAAUGGUGUUGGAUCUUUAUUCUCUGUUGUUUAUUUUCUUUUGGUCUUUUUUAUCGCACUUUGGCAGCAGAUUCCUGUGUAGCUUCAGAUCUCAGUUGUCUUAUUAGUAAGCCUAAUUUAUACUUUUGUAGCAACACUAUUUUUAUAUAACGGCGAAGAAAGGGUUCAGUGUCUUCUUCUUUAUUUGGUUUGUUUGAUUCCUGUGUCAUAUGUGGCAGCGCUGUUCAAUGUUUCUUGAAUACAUUACCCACUGUAGUAUGUGAUGUGUGAAUAAACUCCCAAUCUGUGUCAAAAAGCAGCACAGUACUUCA
Messenger RNA from Labrus bergylta (ballan wrasse), 9711 nucleotides. The record is from RefSeq and is a predicted model, not a curated record. NCBI's taxonomy places the organism in Eukaryota, Metazoa, Chordata, Actinopteri, Labriformes, Labridae.